Momordica charantia (bitter melon) is the source of this 2117-nucleotide messenger RNA. Its product is annotated as anthranilate phosphoribosyltransferase. Gene Ontology annotation, biological process: GMP biosynthetic process. The record is from RefSeq and is a predicted model, not a curated record. Gene Ontology annotation, molecular function: GMP synthase activity. Gene Ontology annotation, cellular component: cytosol. Lineage: Eukaryota; Viridiplantae; Streptophyta; Magnoliopsida; Cucurbitales; Cucurbitaceae.
AGCACGUCAAUGCUUCCAUAAGACAGCGAUAUACAUUUCCGGUAGCGGUGUUCCAUAUUUUGCGCCAAUCUCCAGAGAGAGUUUGGAGCGGAAGAAGCAAUUUCAGCGCAGCGAGUAGAACACUGAGAUCGACAUGAAAGCUCUGUUACAUCCUGAACCUUCUUUCCUUCCGGCGCGCUGCAGAAAUCAUAGAGAUCUUCGCCUUUGGCAGGUUCAAGCACCUUUUUUAUUUCCUGUAAAAGAUCGAGGACGUUGGAUUAGAGGGAAGCGGAUAUGUGUGACCGCAAAAGCUGAGCUCGAUUGGGCUACGAUUGAUCAAUUAGGACUAUCGGAAUCAGAUGUUCGGAGUCCGGCAAUUUCCUCUUCGUAUCGUUCCUUGAAUUUAUCGAGGCCGAACCAGACGGUGCUGGAAGCUCAGGCUAGGGUUUGCACGGGACCUACUCAGACCAGGCCGCUCAGUGAAGAGCAAGCGUUUAAAGUGUUGGACACAAUUUUAAGAUCAGCGAAGGGAGAGCUUAAAGAUGAAGAGGAAGUGUCACGAUCACAGCUCGGGGCAUUCUUUUCUGCAAUGACAAUACGUGCAAAUGUCUUUCCUGAGGCAACUCAGUGGAGUGAAGGGGAAAGGAAGGCAAUGACGACAUUUUGGCCACUGCUAGUUCGAGUUCUACCUCCUGAUGUAAUCUUCAUUGCUGAUCCUGAGGGUUCUAUUAUGGGAGGGAGUUCGAUUGGGCCUCAAUUUGUUGGSACGGGUGCCUGCGAAAUGAGGUUGGUUGGUGCCCUUAGGGAAAUUUUAGCUGGAGGGCAUCUUGGGUAUGAGGAGAUCCAAGGGGUAAUGAGAGAUGUGCUUCCUCUUAAAACAGAUAGCCGGAAAUCGUCAGGAGCGAGUGAUUCACUGCUUUCAGCCUUCUUAAUUGGUCAACGUAUGAACAGGGAAACUGAUCGAGAGCUUAAAGCACAUUGCCUUGCAUUUGAUGAUGAAUUAGGUUCUACUCCAGUUGCUGAUGUUAGAUCAUUGACUCAUUAUGGAGAACCUUAUGAUGGAAAUACACGUUAUUUCAGGAGCACAUUGUUUGUUGCUGCAGUUAGAUCCUGCUAUGAAGAAUCUUGCUUACUCCACGGUGUGGAUUGGAUGUCUCCAAAGGGUGGUGUUACUGAAGAGCAGAUGCUGAAAUUUAUGGGCGCAAACACAAACUUAUCCCCCUUGCAUGCUAAAGAACUUCUUGAGGAUGAGAAGGUUGGUUUUGCCUAUGUAAGUCAGCGUGAAGCUCGCCCAUCUUUAUAUUCAUUAGUUGGGCUGAGGGAGCACAUAAAGAAACGGCCGCCAUUGGCAACAACUGAAAAGGUUCAGCAAUUUGUCAAGGCUCAAGGGAAGGAGGCUAUUGUGACUGGAUUCUAUCAUCACGGUUAUGAGGAGCCACUUCUAAUGCUAAUGAGGAGAAGGGGUGUUCAUUCCGGCUUAGUGGUGAAGGGUGAGGAAGGAGGCCUUUCAAUGACGACCAGGUUGCGCUCAGCUGAUGCUUCCAAAGGAAUUCCUGUGAACUACUGUUCUGGUUUUCGAUCACUAAGCAUGAAAUCAGCCUUUGAAGUUGAUGGAGUAUCACGUCACAGUUUUAACCUAGAGGUCAAUGCUGCAGACUAUGGAUUUCGACCCACUGAUACUCCAAGAACUGACAGAUCGGUCUCGAAGAACAUAGAGUUGGGGUUAUCUGCUCUUAAUGGUGAAAAAGGAGCAGCAUACGAUAGAAUUGUUUUGAAUGCUGGAAUGGUGGAUCACUUGUUGGGAUGCAGUGGUGCUGAAGAUGUAUCCACAGCCAUGGAUAGGGCCAGAGAAGCUAUCGACAGUGGCAAAGCUCUUAAACGCCUCUUAAACUACAUAAGGAUUUCUAACAAGUUUUGAGUGCAGACUCUCCACUGCAGUUCAUUUUUCCCUUUUUACUUCAACAGAUUCCUUCUUUUUCUUUUCUUACAUCUUUCGUAGGCAUUUGCUUUGAUUGGCUUUUCACAUUUUGUUUUUUGUUUGUUUGAUGUGGUGAGUUGUUCGGCAUAAUUUAGAAUUCAAAUGCCCCCCGAGUUCUGUUCAAUAAUCUUUGUUAUUUUACUGGGCCAAUUCUAGACAA